This is a messenger RNA of Cyanidioschyzon merolae strain 10D, 2040 nucleotides long. RefSeq lists its product as hypothetical. The transcript has a single exon. NCBI's taxonomy places the organism in Eukaryota, Rhodophyta, Bangiophyceae, Cyanidiales, Cyanidiaceae. The record is from RefSeq and is a predicted model, not a curated record. The coding region runs from base 1 to 2040 and encodes 679 amino acids.
AUGAGUGCGACCAAAGUCGAGCCAAACCCGGCUGCGGACUCUUCGCGAUCCCUCGUAGUCAUGGGGAGGCUACCUAGUGACGCUGAUGCGGGGUCGCGCUCAACGCAAUCGCUGCGUUCGGCCGAGGGGCGGCGGAAGGUGCUCCGCUGGCUCCAGGCGUCCGGUUGGUGGCACCCCGUAGACAAGCGCUGGGAUAGCACGGCGAGCACGCUCGACGACGUCGAUGAACGUUACUUGUCUCCGUGUUGUUCUUCACGGAAAGUUGCUCGUGUGGAAAACGAGAAACUUACGCAACCGGGCAGUGGCGCAGAGGACAAUCCUCUUCAGCGUCAUCUUUGCAAAGACGGUGCCCUGUCACCGAACUCGAGACCUUCAAACUGGGAAACACUGGAUUUCCCGCAGCUGCCAGCGCACAUACUAUCGAUUUUAUCGCGAGCGGAGGAGGAGCUGAUGAAGAGCAGCCAUAAGAACAAGAGCGUGGAAAUCGGAGACACCGUAUCACUGGACCCUGAUGAUGCUGACUGUCGAUGCCGCGAUCAAUCCGCUCAAUCCACGACUGAAAGCCAAACACCAGAGAAAGCGAAAUGCACGGCGUUGAUACCACUAGACCAUAAUUCCGAGGCCUUCGAUCCUGAAGGCGAUCUCGGUCACACAUCAAAAGCGGUUGAAAACGAGGCAUGCCCUGCGUACUUGCCGGACGCGAGCUCACGGGUAUCAACACCAGCCCAACCGCGAAGGCGUUUAACAGGUGCACAGCGACGGCGAUUCGAUCGGGCAUGUGAAGCUGCCCAGCAACUCUUGUUUCGACACGAUUGGAAGUCUGUAUCACAACAAACGAAAGAAACCGCCAUGAUAUCAAGAACCGAGGUAUCUCCGCAGACUCCGAAUCUGUCGCCGUUGUCUGCAGACCGCCUGUCGCCAACGAAGCGGCGACGACGUGCUCACGCAGCCGCGGUAGUGACACCAGAGCCCAAGUCGUCCGUGCGUGCUAAAUGGCCGGCUGUCGUUCCAGCGCAACGACGUCUCUGCUUUGAAAGCUCAUCUGAAUCGAAUUCGAGCGAAUUCCUCGAAAGCGAAGAAGAAACCGUGACAGAGGAAAGCAGUACCACCUCCAGCGCGGAUGUGGCUGGAUCCAUGACCAGCCCGCUGGUGCGCGCACGCCAUACACCGGUGUCUCUGCGUGCCGCACAGCCUUCGAGUGCUCUUUCGAGAUCCACUGCAACCCAACGGGCACGUCAGCGACGCUCCAAGUCAGAGGAUGCGUCCGGUGCGACGCUCCAGGGCGAGCAUGACAAGAUCCAGCGCAUUUCCCGACAGCGGCCCAAGUCAAGCGGGCGCAAUCGGGGAUCCUCUGCCAACCGGGGAAACAGGGAGCCAGCCGAGCGCGCAACACGAUCAACGAACACUCGCGAGGCCUCGCCUAAUAAGCGGAAUGCCCGCGCAAACACCACGAACGAAAUGAUUGCAGACGAAUCCAGUGCUGUUACCUCGACAGCCAAGUCCAUGCGUCGCGGAAGCGCGCAAAAGUCAGAGGCAGCGAAAAAGUCUCCACAACGGACGCGCGGCGCAUCGUUAUCCGCUAUGCCGAAGGCAGAUUCCAAGGCCACAGUGUCGUCGCAUGAGGAGCACGCCCCAGAUUACUGGCAAGCGCAGCGAGAGCGAGCAUCCGCCCGUCAGGCGGUAUUCUACAAUGCACGCUACUGGUCCCAGGCCAACAUGGCAGCAUACGUCGCGCGACUGCACACGAUUCAGGCACGAACGUAUCCGCACCUGAGCGUUUCCCCGUUGCUGCUCACCGGAGCGACACCGCUGAGUGCGUGCUCGGCGUACCCGCAGCAUCCGCUGGUGCAGCACCUACCGGCUGAGGCGUGUCGAUUCGACCCGCGAGCCUCCGGUCGAACCGUACCAUGCGCAGCAUCGGUACCGGUAUCGUCGCUGUAUGCCGGUCCAAUGGCGAAUCAGACACUUGCCCAGAGCGUUUCGACCACCGAGAGUGAGUCUGCUGGGUCCAUUCCAUCGGCUGGGAUGCGCACGCCAUAG